Messenger RNA from Abrus precatorius (Indian licorice), 4981 nucleotides. RefSeq lists its product as uncharacterized. The transcript is spliced from 4 exons. The record is from RefSeq and is a predicted model, not a curated record. Gene Ontology annotation, molecular function: catalytic activity. NCBI's taxonomy places the organism in Eukaryota, Viridiplantae, Streptophyta, Magnoliopsida, Fabales, Fabaceae. The coding region runs from base 3275 to 4771 and encodes 498 amino acids. Gene Ontology annotation, biological process: GPI anchor biosynthetic process. Gene Ontology annotation, cellular component: endoplasmic reticulum.
AUAUUAAAGCUUAAUUUGUGCACUUAAGCAUCACAAAUAAAAGGCCUAGAUCGCCAACAAUGAUUGGUUUAUUCAUAAUAUAAUUGUGUUAUUCUGGUCCUUUGGAGUUUGGACCUACCCAGUUCAAGUUGUCUACUGUAGAUGGGUUACACACACGAAAUACGAAUAAAAUACAAUUACAUAAGGGACCAGAAGUUGGGUAUAUAAUGCAGUUCACAUGAAAAUAUAUGUAAAGUAUAUGGCUGCAAUGGUGUUAAUUAGGGAGUAGGGACACGUUACACCACUGGUAUCGAGUUCCGUUGCUCUGGCCACGAAUUUGGCUUCUGCAUUAAUGACCCUCUUCAACGAUCUGAGCUAUCAACAAAGACAUAUAGAACCAUCUUCCAACAACAAAACUCAGGACAUGAUUCAAUGUUGUCAAUUUUGGGUGCUCAAUUACUUGUCUUUGAGUUGGAACACGAGAAAAAAAGUGAUAAUUUGAGCCAAUAGCUUGACAUUUCCUUUCAGAUCAGUCACUGAGGCAAUGAAAUAAUGAAUGAAUUCUGUGUCCAAUUAAUUAAAUGUUAUCAUAAUCAUAUGACAUUCCUUGAGGAGUUGAUACAGGAGUACUUGUUUUUAAAAUGUGAAACUACCCCUUCAAAAUUCUCGCAUUCAAUAUUAUAUUGUAUAUAGGCGAUACCUAUUGACCAUAUCAUAUAAUAAUGAGUAUAGAGUUGGCUAGCUAAAACUGAUUAAGGGUUCAUGAAUUAUUGAUUUAUGCGCAAGAUCUGUAUAGCAUUAAGAUUCUUUUAUUUGUAGAAUGUGUUUAACUGGACUCUCUGAUCCAUUGACUUUUGUCAAGAAACCCUAAUUCUUUAUAAUAGCCUCUGAAAACUGAAAACUAGCUUGGUUUUUUCAAGGCGUGUCAUUAGGAAUUAAAAAUGCAGAAACCGAGAGAAGGGUCAUUUGACUCUCCCCUCAUUUUCAUGUUCACUGAUAAGUGACCACAUUCUAAAUAAAACAUGUUAUCACCUAGAGCAUUAGGAGCACAGGUCCUAGUUUACAAAUUGUUGGAAUCAAUACGUUACAAGAUUAUUUAAUUAUAGACCUAAAAUUUUGUCACAAACUUUAAUAUGAAUAAACUGUCUCGUAAGUAAGAUUAAGGGAAAGGAACUUCCACAAUGUGACAAAGCCCUCUUUGUGAAUUUACAGUGUCUAUGUGAGCUUCGAAUUCCAAAUCUAUGCAUUUGGCAUUUGAUACACAGCAUGUCCAGCUAGACCUACAUUAUUAAUUAUAUCAACAAACAGAAACAUAUAGUGUACCUUACCUAAUGUUUGUUUAUAUUUAAAUCAUUGACUACUUAAGUGGAUUCCAUUAAAUUGACAUUUUCACACUAUUAUGCAAGCCCGGGCCUAGAAUCACCCACAUUUUGAAGAGGCCAUUCCUCGUGUCUUUCUCUUUCACUCUUCUUAUUGUCAUGCUUCUUUUUUCUACAGAAAGGGACAAUACGUGAUGAUUAGUUUUACAUUUUAUCUAUCUAUAUAUUAUUUUUUCCUGCGCCUUUGUGACUGUUGUACGUUAAGUCAUGAGUGUGUAGGGUACAUUUGAAGAAGACCUUCCUGUUUUACUACAUGAUUUUUAAUUCAUUACCUAAUGGCCGAUGCAAGUCCAAAAGUUGAGCAUGAAAAUGGAUUCGAAUCCAUUUUUUAUAAGAUGACACUACCAUAUUAGGAAAAUAAUCUUUUCACACCCCUAAAAUGUGGAAGAGAAGAAAAAAGAAGAGAGAACAAGUAAAAAAUGUGACCAAAAAAGAUAACUAGAAAAAGAAGAUGAAGAAUGAAUGUGCAAAAAAGUGAAACUCAAACAUCAUAUUAUUUCUCUGCAAAAUUAGUGGACCUGUGCACAGAUAAUGAAACAUCAUUCACAAAAGAAACAUUAAUGCAAUUAAUAGGAUGAAACUCAAGCAAGGUGACGAUUCACAAAGAAAAAAGAAUAUUGUACAAAUUGUUGUAGAAUUUCAUCGUAGGAAUAUAAUUUCACUUCAUAUUUUAUCUUUUCAAUGUUGUCGUGUAGCAAAUGCGUAGCGUAUUUAUCCUGCUAAGGAAUAGGUAUCGUAUUGGCAAAAUCAAGAACAUUGUUUAAAAUGAUAAAGGGGAUGAAUGUUCACAAAGAAUUUUGAUGAAUGAUAACCAUAAGAAGAUUAUUUUAUAAGAACACUCCGGAACCCAACACACAUAUAUUUGCAAUUAUCACCGAGGAAAAAGCUAAAUAACUGAAUUAUCCUUUAUUUAAAAAGUAGAACAUAAAAACAGCAGAGAAAGGUGCGUGCCCAUUUGGGCCAUUUCCCCUGGCAUUGCACUCUUAUUUGCUCUUCACAAGGAAUUUAGAUCCAUUCCAACUUCCUAAGUUGAUGAAAUGAUUUAGGUCCCCUCAUCAACCCACAUUGGAUGUGAUUUUUAUUACAUAAGAGAAGUUCAUACUACUAAGCUUCAGUCAACAGUCAUAACAGUCUUCUCUCUGCAUUAUUUGGUAAAAUGGUAAUGUUUUGUUAGGUUCAUGGGAGAUGGGUACGCCGGGUUUCUUGUGACGUGGAGUUCCAAAUAAGAAUCUCACUUGCAUGACUAGAAAGACCUGUAGUUGUUGGCUCAUUUAUUGUUAUUAGGAUUAAUAUUUUAUGUUCCUUCUUUUCCAUUUUCUUAAUGGACGUACUUGUCUAUCUUAGUCAAACGAGGAAAAAAAUAAAUAAUAACAAGAGAUUAACUGCCUUAGAACAAUGCUAUGAACUUUGCACAAAUGUGUUCAACUUUUCUCUACUGAAUUUUAUCCAUCAGCAAGUUUUGCAUGUGUAUAUAAAUAACCUUACUGUCCGUAAAGACUAAAAACGACAUUGUCCUUGUGUGUGUGUCCACUAACCAACUAAAGCAAACCAAUCAUCAUCUUUUUUAUUUUUUGGGUAGCAGUUGGGGGAUCCUGACAGUGGCCAUAAGCAUCUCUCCCUUCUCUCUUUUAUCUUUGGGUUGAAUAAUGGCAUCAUCCUCAAAAACUAACUAAACUAUUCUAUUUCAUUUAGAAAUGCCAAAUACCACCAACUCAUUUCCUAGAAGGCCCCUUCCCCUUUUCUACUCCAACUCCGAAGACAAAGCAAGCCUUCAACUAGUUCCUUAAUCUAAGCCAUUUUAUUUAUUUACUUAGUUCCCUUCCAAGCCACUAUUCUCCUAGUCCUUCCACUUCGACUCACAAAAUCCAUGCCCUCCAAAUGCCAAACAUAAGCACAAAGCAGAGUUGAAGCAUCUUAUGAUCUCCCCAACUCAAGACCUUCUUCAGCCCCACACCCAAUUUUUCAUUAUGCUCAAACUCCUCAACAAGAACCUCCGCCGCUUCCUAUCCCAUCUUGGGUGUCCAAUUCGGCGCCGAUCAAAGUCCAAAGUUGUAGUGAUCAACAAGUUAGGAAAUCAAGGCUCAAAAACCCACCCAGAUAACAAACACGAACCAAGCACGAAUUUUUCAGCUGCGGUUCAUCCCAACGCUCAAUUGGGUAGUCCGAAACCCCAGAAGCGAAUCCGGGUCGCGACCUUCAACGCUGCCCUGUUCUCCAUGGCACCGGCACUACCCAAGGCAGGAGAAAAAGCUGCCACCUUUGAGGAUGAAAACGAUGUCGCUUCGAAGCCCAGAAACCUGAAUUCGCGGUCAAAGUCGAUGAACGACCGCCCCAGAAGCAUAUUGAAGCAAUCUCAAUCGCAAUCUCAAUCGCAAUCUCAAUCGCAAUCAGUGAACAGAACAGAAAACCUCGGCAACAAGCAACAAAGGUUAACAAAAUCAAAGAUGAGAGUUUCCAUCAAUCUACCAGACAACGAGAUUUCGCUGCUGCGAAGCCGACAAUCGAGCUUCUCAGAACACGACAAGGAUGGGUCGUGGUCGUGGAGACACUCGACGGGAAGUGGGAUCCACAUGAGUAGUAGAACGGUGGUUGAGGUUCUGAGAGAAGUGGACGCUGAUGUUUUGGGUCUGCAAGAUGUGAAAGCCGAGGAAGAGAAUGGAAUGAAGCCUUUGUCGGAUUUGGCUGAGGCUUUGGGUAUGAACUAUGUGUUCGCUGAAAGCUGGGCUCCUGAGUACGGCAACGCUGUCUUGUCCAAAUGGCCGAUCAAACGCUGGAAUGCUCACAAAAUCUUCGAUCACACUGAUUUCAGGAAUGUUCUGAAGGCCACCAUCGAUGUACCUCAAGCAGGUGAACUAAACUUUUACUGCACCCACCUUGAUCAUCUUGAUGAGAAUUGGAGGAUGAAACAGGUAAAUGCAAUAAUCCAAUCAAGUGAUGAGCCUCAUAUCUUAGCUGGAGGACUUAAUUCACUCGAUGAAUCUGAUUACUCCCAAGAAAGAUGGACAGAUAUUGUGAAGUACUACGAAGAGAUGGGAAAGCCAACACCAAAAGUUGAAGUAAUGAAAUAUCUAAAGAGUAAAGACUACUUAGAUGCUAAGGACUAUGCUGGGGAAUGCGAGUCAGUUGUCAUGAUUGCCAAGGGCCAAAGUGUCCAAGGGACAUGUAAGUAUGGAACUCGGGUAGACUACAUAUUAUCAUCCUCAAAUUCUCAAUAUAAGUUUGUUCCCGGUUCCUAUUUAGUUCUUUCUUCCAAAGGGACUUCGGAUCAUCACAUAGUGAAAGUUGACUUAGUGACGGUAAAUAACAAUCCUCAAGAAAAUGUGACACACAAACCUCAACAUCCAAGACAGAGAGUUGUAAAAAUAACACAAUCCACUCCAUCCAAAGGUAUCUGGAAAACACCAGAGAUUUAGAUUGAAUUCCCUCGGUUUAGAUUAGUGUGAUGAUUAUAUUUUGGAAAUGGGGCGUUUUGUUUUUGGUUUUUUUCCUGCUUCCUAACUCGAGUUCUGUAUACAACUCUCUUCAAAUAGAUUUAAAAGAAUAUGAAACAAAAGAGUGUGAAGUAAUGAUGUAUGGCAUUUAAAAAAAUGUAUAGCUUUUGAUUGAGAACUCUACAAAUUUAC